CGAGCCGCGAAGACAGCGCGGACUGAGGAGAUGGAGGGCCACGGGGUGCCGUGGGGCAGCGGGCCCGUCUCGGGUCCGGGCCCGGGAGGCGGCGGAAUGAUUCGCGAGCUGUGCCGGGGCUUCGGUCGCUACCGCCGCUACCUGGGGAGGCUGAAGCAGAACCUGCACGAAACCCAGAAGUUCUUCCGCGACAUCAAGUGCUCCCACAACCACAGUUGUCCCUCCUCCCCCACGGGCGGCGCCGAGCCCGGUUUGCAGGCGGGCCAGAUGAGCUGCAUUUCCUUCCCACCUAAGGAGGAGAAGUACCUCCAGCAGAUUGUGGACUGCCUUCCCUGCAUAUUGAUCCUGGGCCAGGAUUGCAGUGUCAAGUGCCAGCUGUUGAAUCUGCUCUUGGGGGUGCAGGUGCUUCCCACCACCAAGUUGGGCAGUGAGGAGAACUGUAAACUUCGGCGCCUCCGCUUCACCUAUGGAACUCAGACUCGGGUCAGCUCCACGCCCCCUGGACAGUAUAAAUCAGUGCACACGCUGGUCGCUCACCAAGGCAACUGGGAGACCAUCCCCGAGGAGGAUCUGGAGAUUCAAGAGGACAGUGAGGAUGCUGCUCAUGUUUUAGCCGAACUGGAGGUGAUGAUGCACCAUACUCUUUUACAGGAAGUGGACAUUGUGGUAGCACCAUGCCAAGGCCUCCGGCCUACAGUGAAUGUUCUGGGAGACCUGGUGAAUGAUUUCUUGCCUGUGAUAACCUAUGCACUCCAUGAAGAUGAACUCUCUGAGAGGGAUGAGCAAGAGCUUCAGGAAAUCCGAAAGUAUUUCUCUGUUCCCAUAUUCUUUUUUAAAGUGCCAAAGCUGGGCUCGGAGAUAAUAGACUCCUCCACCAGGAGAACAGAGAGUGAAAGAUUACCACUUUAUCGCCAGCUAAUUGACCUGGGCUAUCUGAGCAGCAGUCACUGGAACUUUGUGGCUCCUGGCCAGGACACUAAAGCUCAGAGCAUGCUGGUGGAACAAAGUGAGAAGUUGAGACACUUGAGCACGUUUUCUCACCAGGUGCUACAGUCUCGCCUGGUAGAUGCAGCCAAGGCCCUGAAUCUGGUGCACUGUCAUUGCCUCGACAUCUUUAUUAACCAGGCCUUUGACAUGCAGCGGGACCUGCAGAUUACUCCCAAACGUCUGGAAUAUACUAGAAAAAAGGAGAAUGAGUUGUAUGAGUCAUUAAUGAAUAUUGCUAAUCGAAAGCAGGAGGAAAUGAAGGAUAUGAUUGUUGAGACACUUAAUACCAUGAAAGAGGAACUUCUGGAUGAUGCUACCAACAUGGAGUUUAAAGAUGUCAUUGUCCCUGAGAAUGGAGAACCAGUGGGCACCAGAGAGAUCAAAUGCUGCAUCCGGCAGAUCCAAGAACUCAUCAUCUCCCAGCUUAAUCAGGCAGUGGCUAACAAGCUGAUCAGCUCAGUGGAUUACUUACGUGAGAGCUUUGUUGGAACCCUGGAACGGUGUCUGCAGAGCUUGGAGAAGUCUCAGGAUGUCUCAGUUCACAUCACCAGUAAUUAUCUCAAACAGAUCUUAAAUGCCGCCUAUCAUGUUGAAGUCACAUUUCACUCAGGGUCCUCGGUUACAAGGAUGCUGUGGGAGCAAAUCAAGCAGAUCAUCCAGCGUAUCACAUGGGUGAGCCCACCUGCUAUCACACUAGAAUGGAAAAGGAAGGUGGCCCAGGAAGCCAUUGAGAGCCUCAGUGCCUCCAAGUUGGCCAAGAGUAUUUGCAGCCAAUUCCGGACUCGGCUCAAUAGUUCUCAUGAGGCUUUUGCAGCCUCCUUGCGGCAGCUGGAAGCUGGCCACUCAGGCCGACUGGAGAAGACUGAAGAUCUAUGGCUGAAGGUUCGGAAAGAUCAUGCCCCCCGCCUGGCCCGUCUUUCUCUGGAGAGCCGUUCUUUACAAGAUGUCUUGCUGCAUCGUAAACCUAAACUGGGACAGGAACUGGGCCGUGGCCAGUAUGGUGUGGUAUACCUGUGUGACAACUGGGGGGGACACUUCCCUUGUGCCCUCAAGUCAGUUGUCCCUCCAGAUGAGAAGCACUGGAAUGAUCUGGCUUUGGAGUUUCACUACAUGAGGUCUCUGCCGAAGCAUGAGCGACUGGUGGAUCUCCAUGGUUCAGUCAUUGACUACAGCUAUGGUGGUGGCUCCAGCACUGCUGUGCUACUCAUUAUGGAGCGGCUACACCGGGACCUCUACACAGGGCUGAAGGCUGGGCUGACCCUGGAGACACGUUUGCAGAUAGCACUAGAUGUGGUAGAGGGGAUCCGCUUCCUGCACAGCCAAGGACUUGUCCAUCGUGAUGUCAAACUGAAAAAUGUGCUGCUGGACAAGCAGAACCGUGCCAAGAUCACUGACUUAGGAUUUUGCAAACCGGAGGCCAUGAUGUCAGGCAGCAUUGUGGGGACACCAAUCCAUAUGGCCCCUGAACUUUUCACAGGGAAGUAUGAUAAUUCCGUGGAUGUCUACGCUUUUGGGAUUCUUUUUUGGUAUAUCUGCUCAGGCUCUGUCAAGCUUCCUGAGGCAUUUGAGAGGUGUGCUAGCAAAGACCAUCUUUGGAACAAUGUGCGGAGAGGGGCCCGUCCAGAACGUCUUCCUGUGUUUGAUGAGGAGUGCUGGCAGUUGAUGGAAGCCUGUUGGGAUGGAGACCCCUCUCAGAGGCCUCUCUUGGGCAUUGUCCAGCCCAUGCUCCAGGGGAUCAUGGACCGGCUAUGCAAGUCAAAUUCUGAGCAGCCAAACAGAGGACUAGAUGAUUCUACUUGAAAGCAAAUACCUUUCUCUUUCACUCUCUAUUUCUUUCCUUCCCCUCACCUUUUGCCUGUGGGGAGAAUUUGACAUUUAUUCAUUAUAGGGAGCUCCUGAGAGAACUGGUACUUGCUGGGCAACUUGAGACCUUCCCAGGCAGAGAUGACUCCUGGACAGUGAAGAGUUGGAUGGCUGUUUGAACAUAUUUGGCAGUUCACUGAAGCCCCAAGCUAUCCCUUUAGCAAAAGAUUGUCUAAGACAUGUGUAGAAGCUGAAAAAUGUGAUGUUCUGGCCUCACAACUGAAAAGGAGGCAAAUGGUACCAUUAUCUAUUCAGUGUUUAUGUUUCUAAGACAAGUGGGACACUGCUGUGGCAAUAGUAUUAGAAACUAUCACUUGUCAUGAUUUUGGCUCUAGCUAGAAAUAGUUUGAUUCUACCCAGUGGCUGGGAUCCUUAGAAAAUUUGAGCUUAGUUCUGGGAUUGUGAAAAAUGGGCAUAAAAAAAUAACUUGUGGAUGCCUGGUUCCUGUUUUCUGCAACCAGGUAUCUCAGGCUACAUUGGUCAGAAGCCUUGGUGAGGUAGCUAGAAACAAAACUGUCUGUUCCUUACAGCACCAGUGUGUUUACAUUUAGAGGACCAUAUUUCCCUGGUUUCUAGGGAGGGUUUCACUGUUACAUCACCAAGAGGCCAAAAAAAAAAAGAAAAGAAAAUGAAAAAAUGUGUGUAUAUAUGUAUAUGUAUAUAUAUAAGCCAUUGGAUUUUGAGUUACUGCUAACCCCAGAACAGAAUCUCUGUUCUACCCUUGUGUCUUUUUUUUUUUACUCCUUCUUUCUGUCUCAAGAUGGGAAAACUCCAGACAACAUGGUACUUAGGAGUGAAUGUUUGAGCAAAACCAACCCAGCGUGAAGUAUUUGGGUGAGACCUGAGAAGUGGGAAAUGAUUCAGAGGCCGUGGCCCACAUACAAACCUUCUGGACAGAUAUUAGCUGAUUUUUUUUAAAAAAAUCAGAAACUCUUCUUUUUCUGUUUCAAUAUAACACACUGAUGUUUUCAAGAUUUGAUCAAUGAGUUUUUUAAUCAAGAUUUCUUUUGCAUUUAACUUUUUCCUUUAUUUUAAAUAUUAAUCUGUUAGAAGGAAAGAAAGGACCAGAGGAAAGAGAAAAACACUCCUCUGACAGUUGUGUGUGUGUGCACCUCACCGCUGGGCCUGGGAAGCUUUCUUGAAGUUGGGAGGUGGGGUGCUGGUCUUUUGGAGAGUUUCUCAUGAAGCGUACAUGAGGAGAAAUGAUUCCAGUCAGAGGAAGGGAAACAAUUUAAACAUUGGUGCAUCUCAGAUCUGGACUUUAGGCCUUCCUCAACCAAACUGGUCCAUUAUGUUCAGAAAAAUAGGUAGGUGAGGGAAUAGACAGUGGAGGUGAGUAGCCUCCAUCCAUCUGCCCAAUCCCCAUGUCGUCUAGCCCCCGUGCCCGGCCCCAAAGUCUGUGCAACAGGUCCCCAAGUCAGUGUAUAAGAUAAGUGGCACAUUUGCUGCUGAGAUUUUCUCAGGUUGUUUGAGACAAACGACCAUCUCUUGAAUAUUUAGAGUCUAUAAUAAAUUUUUCAUAUAACUUUUAAAGUUCAGUUUUAACUCUUUGGCUAUUCUGGCCUAUGAUUAUCAUAUGCACUGUAUCCCCUCAGAAACUCCAUGCAGUGCUAAAAAGAAGCCUUUUUUCCCCCCCAAUUUUUUUUUUUUCUUUUUUUGGUGGCUGGCUGAAAAAAAAUCCUUUUUACUUACAAAAUAAAGUAACUGACCCAGUGUCUUUUGAGUUCUGUAGGUUCUAGCCUUGUUUUGGUAAUGUUCAGUAUAUCUCUUAGAAUUUUUUUUUAAUCACUUAUUUAGCUAUACUUCAGGUUACUGUGUUCUUCUCAGCAUUAAUUCAUUGCCCUUCUGGGGACUAUGAUGGGGCUACCAGGAAGCCAGGUGUCAAGUUAAGAAAGGAGAGUUGAGGAGUCUGCUUGCUGAAAAAUCAUUGCUAAGUCUGUUCUGUAUGAAAUUUCAGGAAAGGUCUUUAAUAGUUCUCUUUUCCAGACUAUCUUUUAACUCUAGCUAUAAUCAGGAGUCUGUACUUCCAUUAUGGAGACCACAUUCCUAACAUUCAUUGGAAGUCUUAGCUCACCCCCAUUCAUACAAGGGAGGUUAGAUUUUUCCCUACCCUAAGUCCCUUUUCAGUUUAUCCCCUGUGGGCUCUUCUGCUCUCAGAUAACAUCUUUCUAAGGAGCUGGCUGGAUAGCUCAAUUGGUUAGAACGCCAAGGGUUCAGAUCCUGACACUGGCCAGCUGCCGAAAAAAAAGUUUUCUAGCAAAUUCUCAACAUUUUUUUGCCUAGUAGGGAGGAAGAGAGGGACUAAUGUAAGUAAGGAGAUGAGUAUUUGUGUUACAGUUCAUUAAAAAAAGUACUCUGAGAAAAGGUGCAAAAUAUUCCUUAGUCUCUAGGCCCGCCAAAGUCCACAUAUGGAUAUUUGGGGGUGUUAUUUAAAUACUCAGCAGGCUGAGUGCGGGACAUGUAUAUAAAGUGUAUACUUUGCUUUUGUUUAUAACAUUGUCAGCUAAUUUUGUGUUCUUUGUUCUUGGCACCCAUUAUUACUAAAGUGAUGGAAUGCCAUGAAAUGUACUGUAUUGUAUGUUACUAGGGAAGACACUAGGUAUUCAAAGGAGUCGGGCAAUACUUGGGCUGUAGAGAGCUCAGCAUGGCCAAAGUCCUGAAGAUUUUACCUCCCAAGUUUGGUUGUAUAUGGUCCCAGGUGGUGAGGUAAGAUUGUAGCUGGGAGAAGAAGAAGAUGGCAUGAAGGAAUUACCCUUACUGUGUUCUAUCCUUGUAAUCAACUUUAUUAGGGUAGUUUACCCUAGCAUGAAAAUGAUGACCUGGCCAUUUUUAAUGAGCUUGAAGUCUGGUCAUUUUUUUCAGAACUGAGAGGCCUUCCUGCAGAGCAAUCAGAAGAAAUGGUGGAGCCUGGGGCCCUGGAAUGGCAGACUCUCUGCCUAGAGAGCUAGCCACAGGGUCACUCAGGCAAGAUUGAAGAAUGCUUGUCUGGGCAAGGCUUCCACAGGCAUGUCCUAGUUCCCUGAUCCUCUGCAGAAAGAGGCUCAUUGAUUGAGCAUCUUUCACCUCUGUGAGAAGGAGAACUCUGCUGGCUGUUCCCAGACCAAAGAAAGUCAGUUUUGACUCCAUCAACUUGAAGGGGACAGAGCCUAGGCAGCAGUUUCUCCUAAUUUUUAACACUAAAAUGGAAGAAAGGAUGCGUUACUACCCUGACAAAUAGGGGAGUGACAGAACUCUUGACUAGUACCUGUCAGCUCUCAAAUGCAUUUUUUCUUUGCUCGAGCUGCCAAAGAAAGUUUGGAGAAUGUUUUUUUCUGAUGAGAGAAGUCGCUCAGGGUGGCAGGGCUGUGAAGUGACAACUGCACUCAACGACACUUUAUUUUGGGGCUUAUUAUUUAGCACUAAGAAGCCCAGGAGGAUUGGUGAUUAAAGUAGCACUUUGGGAAAGUGAGGCACUCUCUGGCCUUGCUUUGGAGAGAUGGCAUACUUGGUAUUACAUUUUGCUAAUCAGGAAAUCUCCAAAAUCCAUUUUGCAUCAGAGUGGGAAUAACAGCCUUGGAAGAGUCCAUUGCCAAAAGAAUAGUUGCUUUCUUUAUUUUCAAAGCUUGUUUUUGAGAUUUGCUGGAUCAAAUAACCUACUUUUUCUUUAAAAGAAAAAGGGUUUAUUCUUCUAAAUAUGGGGGUGGAAUGGAGUAGAGCUAGUGCAUUGUUAAAGUGAGUAAGGAGGGAGUGACCCUUGUAUUGCAAACUCCCCUGGAGGUUUCAAGUAGCACUCCUGUUCUUAAAAUGGUUUUAUUUUUAACUUCAUCUGCUUCGGUAACAUCCAGUCCAUUUGAGGUGAUCACAGAGACUAUGUGAAAACACCUGGCAUUAGAGAGGCCACCUUGUCCAGAGGGUUGAAAAGAAAAUUGGUCUAGACAGCCUGUUGUCUUUUGUCUUUAUGUAAUGUUCUUUAUUUGUUUUAAAGGACUAAUGUUUAUUACAGUGUUCAAUAAAAGUAUAACAUACUAGGUGUGUAGAAUAAAAGUGCAAUAACAAAAGAAAAUUACUUUGGCACAAACUUCAGUCUUUAUACUCUCUCCUUCCUUGUGCUCCCUGGCUCUUUCCAUAAUAUUGUUACAGCAGGACUGUGUUAAUUGUGUAUAUUUUUAAGAGAGUAACUCUGGGUUAAGUCUUCAUUUGGUGUAAAUGGUUGGGUUUGGUUUUCUAGAGAAUUCUGUAUACUUGCUGGGAUGAUGCACAAAUACCAGAUGUGCUGUAUA
Molecule: messenger RNA, 7109 nt
Organism: Cynocephalus volans (Philippine flying lemur)
Lineage: Eukaryota; Metazoa; Chordata; Mammalia; Dermoptera; Cynocephalidae
Gene: DSTYK
Product: dual serine/threonine and tyrosine protein kinase
Exons: 13
Coding region: 31-2787 (918 amino acids)
Biological process (GO): cellular response to fibroblast growth factor stimulus; positive regulation of fibroblast growth factor receptor signaling pathway; positive regulation of ERK1 and ERK2 cascade
Cellular component (GO): cytoplasm
Molecular function (GO): ATP binding; protein kinase activity
Source: RefSeq, a predicted model, not a curated record